Messenger RNA from Hermetia illucens (black soldier fly), 6578 nucleotides. Its product is annotated as innexin inx2. Lineage: Eukaryota; Metazoa; Arthropoda; Insecta; Diptera; Stratiomyidae. The transcript has 2 exons. Gene Ontology annotation, cellular component: plasma membrane; gap junction. Gene Ontology annotation, molecular function: gap junction channel activity. The record is from RefSeq and is a predicted model, not a curated record. Gene Ontology annotation, biological process: phototransduction. Bases 928 to 2007 code for a protein of 359 amino acids.
UGCUCUUCAUGUUCUUCUACUGUGUAUGGAUAUUGUAAAAGAAGCCACGCUACGCUCGUUUAUACUCUAUACUCAAUGGGGGUAAUUGCUUAGUGUAUUCGUCUAUUAAGUAGUCACGAAUUUGUUUCCGAACCGAACGCUCCGGUAAGUGAUGUGAGCGUGCGUGGAGUGAAGUAGUGGAGUUAUGAGCUGGAGUGAAUAUUUGUGAUGAAUUAGUGCGCUAUCUAUUCUCAUACAAAACAAAACCCCAUCAUACAAUAGCCCGAAAAAAUCAAGAUACUACCAGCGUCGCCUUCGCGCUCUGUCCCAUGGAGUGUACUAAUCUAAAUUGCAGUUGAUAAUAGAAAUACUCCAAAAAACGAAAAUUUAUCACUAGUACUCGUUACAAUACAAAAGAUAGUAUAGUCACGACUGGGUAGUUAGUGUGUUAGAUGCGAGAUUGUGCAGAUAGCGGACCACGGUAGAUGCAAAUGCUAGAUAUUCUCUAUGUUCGCGAUAACAAAUUUCACGGCAAGCUUCAUUUACAACAAACCUGUGCGACACAUUGCAUCGGCUCGGUUGCAAUCGCGUAGGUCUCUCUAGUACCGCGCUCUAGCGAGACCAACCAAUUCUAAGAUCCGCUCCCGUACAAGAUCGUUCCGUGGCGACCACAAUUCGGGAUCGCGUUUAUGGAUUUCUUUGAGGUCAUUGGCGUGAAAUGAUUGACCAAAAUUCUAUGAAAAUUUGACCAAGUGCGUCCGAAAGUCCGAUAUAGAUACGGCACCCCCGGAACAACAACAAUCCCAGUAACCCGUCUGUUACUAGUUGAAUUAUCUAAACCAGUGAUCCGUUGAAAAGUGUGCUGUGAAGAGUUCAAGUUGGGUUUGAGAUCGAAGUAAUUGAAGAAGUUUCUAAGGAUACAACAGAGUUGUAUAGAAAGCAGACAACAUGUUUGAUGUAUUCGGCUCCGUUAAGGGGCUCCUGAAGAUCGAUCAAGUAUGUAUCGACAACAAUAUCUUUCGGAUGCACUACAAGGCAACCGUUAUCAUACUGGUUGUCUUCUCGCUGCUGGUCACAUCACGGCAAUACAUCGGUGACCCUAUCGAUUGCAUUGUCGACGAAAUCCCACUGGGAGUUAUGGAUACUUACUGCUGGAUCUACUCAACAUUCACCGUGCCCGAUCGGCUGACAGGUACAACCGGACGUGACGUUGUCCAGCCGGGGGUUGGUAGUCACGUGGAGGGCACAGAUGAGGUCAAAUACCACAAAUACUACCAGUGGGUCUGUUUCGUGCUUUUCUUCCAAGCCAUCUUAUUUUAUGUUCCACGCUACCUCUGGAAGUCCUGGGAGGGCGGAAGGAUUAAGAUGCUCGUUUUGGAUCUGAAUUGCCCGAUCAUGAAUGAAGGAUGCAAAAAUGAUCGUAAAAAGAUACUUGUCGACUAUUUUACGGAAAAUAUCAACCGACAUGAUUUCUACGCCUAUCGAUUCUUCAUCUGCGAAGUGCUGAAUUUCAUCAACGUCGUGGGACAAAUCUACUUCAUGGAUUUCUUCCUGGACGGCGAAUUCUCAACGUACGGCAGUGACGUAUUGAAAUUCACCGAGAUGGAACCGGAUGAACGGAUCGAUCCGAUGGCGCGGGUGUUUCCUAAGGUCACCAAAUGUACAUUCCGUAAAUACGGUCCAUCUGGUUCGAUUCAGAAGUUCGAUGGUCUCUGCGUGCUGCCGUUGAAUAUCGUCAACGAGAAAAUCUAUGUGUUUUUAUGGUUCUGGUUCAUCAUCCUUAGUAUCCUGUCUGGAUUAUCGCUUGGAUAUAGAUUUGCUAUUUUCAUGUGGCCUAAACUUCGUAUGUGGCUGUUGCGUGCUCGCUCCCGAAUCUCACAACAAGAAGAUGUGGAAAAUAUCGCGAAUCGAUGCAAAAUCGGUGAUUGGUUUGUAUUAUACCAAUUGGCUAAGAAUAUCGAUCCGCUAAUCUAUAAGGAAGUCAUUAAAGAUCUAGUUGCAAAGUUGGAAGGAAAAGAUAUGGUCUGAUUUUAGGAGGAUAAUAACUUUUUUUUUUAAAUUUUUUUUAUGAGUUUUUUUUAUGAUGUCGAUAUAAACGUAGUAGGUAUCCUAUUAAGCGUAAUAGUGAUAAAACAAAAAGAAAAUUAAGAAAGAACGAAGAGAAGAAAACUGUCUAAUUCCUCUCAUAAUGCAUAUCUUCUUUUCCUUCUUCUUUCUGCGCGAUUUUUCUUUUAGAUUUUAGAUACAAAUGAAAGUAAAGAGAAAGAAACCACUUUUUGCGGUAGAACAAAGUGUAUCUGAUAGACUUAAAAGUGAUGAUGAUAACUUUAAAAUGUCAACUUGUUUUUCCUUCAUAUCGAUAAGGUAUGAUAACGAUGAUAAUUGCACUACUACAACUCGCCUUGUUAGCGUUAACGAAUUUUCGUAUAGUAUUCAUGAACAUUCCAGGAAAUCGGGGUAGCCAUACAUAGACAGCUAAGGGAAAGCGAUGGGGGUUCGAAUUUCUUUCAUGUGCUUCGUCCAGCUUUCCAGAAAUAAUGUUUGCAGAUGUAUAAGUGGUUCUUCUGCUUUGUUGAGUGUGACUCUGAAUGAGAGCUCAUAGGGGUAGUUUCAAAAGACUUGGUGUAUCGUGGAAGCCCUUUUCGAAUGAUAUAUCCUGAGGGACGAUUUACCAUCACAUUCGCCCCUUGUCUGGUUUCGAAUGUUGAAAUAGAAUCGAGGAAUUUUCCUUCUGUACUCAUUCAUCGCUGCAGGAAUCGAAUGAAGGGUUCGAAUUAUAUUCGUAUUUAUCGGUAUAGGAGAGGGCGGGGGACUAGGGAAUACCAUCAAAUAUAGGUGACGCCAAAACGAAGGAACCGGCGGAAAAUUUCAAAUUAAAAAGAAAAAAAAAAUAUGUUUACUUUCAUUUGUAAGACAACGAAAAAAAGCCUAAACCGUGCACAACAAAGACAUCUUUUGGCGACCUGACGAUGUCAACAAGUUUUGCAUUAUUUCUUCGGGAGAUUGGAGGGAAUACUUUUGUUCCCAUUAAGAAAGAGGGAAUUUUCAGUGGCUUCAAAAUUAGACAUUAGCACUUACAUACGCAUGAGAACCUUCUAUAUCCGUUCUGGAAAUUCUUAAAACUUAGGUGGGAUAAGUAGAGUCGUAGGAAGAAAAUGCGAUGCUCGGGGUGAAAAUCGUAUCAUCCCCCCCCCCUCCUAUUUUAAAAAUUGAUUUAAUUUUGUUAAAGUUCACGCUUCUUGAUCCCCAAGAGAACCUCGAACCCCGGGAAUCCAACUUCCCCUAGGCUUGGUUCGGUUGGAAUUGAGAGGUUCUUAAAUCGUCACCCAACGGACCAAGCCAUCGGUGUUUUUUCGGCCUUCGCGUUCUGGUAGGAUCCCUGCCUAGCAUAUCUGAGCGAUUUAACGUCAAUUCAGCUCCGUCUGAGGCUCGCACUUUAAUCUGCAAGUUUGCAAGUGGAUAUCGUAAAAUUGGCCACUCCACCUUUUGUGAUCAUUUUCAAUUCAAAUUAUUUGAAAUUUUUUGAUUUAUGGUGUAAUUGUUACGAUAUCUCGUCAAUGAAUUCAUAAAUGAACUUUGCACAAUUUGACGAGAAUGAAUUCAAAAUACAAUAAAAGAAAAAUUAGGCGUAUAAUCAGUAUGACUGAUAGUAAUAGCCCAAUUUAUGGUUUCGAGAAAGCCAUAUUUCAAAAGUUUGCCAUUACACGAAGGCAUUUAGUGGUUUUAUCAAAUAAAAAGUUAGCAAGUGCUCGAUUGUAAAAACAACAACAGUUGUCAGAUUCCAGGGUCCAAAACUAAACAGUUAAAUGUUUUCUCAGUAUUUGGAUAUGUUCAUCUAGAAAUACCUAAAUUCAAGUCAAAUACACGAGACCCCUCUGUAAAACGAGAAUGAUCCUCACACAUACCCUUUGCCACCAACACUUCCCGAGCCGUUCUCUGUUCAACCCUCAUUCACGAGCCUUGGUCCCCUUCUCUUUCCUGAGCCAUUCGAAUGUCCGAACCCUCACCAGACAAACCAUUUUAGAUCUAUGACCCUGAAAUUCCACGGCCAGACAAAGGGUGUGUUAUUCGACACACAGUUACAUCUGCCUUUUCUCAUUCAUUUUUCAAGCCCUCAUCGCCAUUGCAACGAAAAAAAAAUAAACCGGUCCCAUAAGGGAAUACCCAUCUUUGCGCUACCUGUAUUUUCCGAAUUCUUGACUGACUGCCUUGCAAGGGAACAAAACAAUAUAAAGAUUGAACAAAGUCAAGGAAACGAUCUUUUUCUAUUGAACCGAUCGUUUGAGUAAUACCUGGCUAAAUCUGGGCUUAGAUAUUUUCCUGGAUUUUUUUAAAUGUUUUUAGUUUUCUAAUUGCAUUUAUUUCAUGCCUGGAGGACUCACGUUUUGAAGGACUAUAUUUUCAUUGACCCAUCCAAAAUUCUCUUUCUACUUAGGUUCAAGAACUAUCAGAAACUACUCCAAUUAAAUGACGUAACGAAUUUUUAUACUUGAAAGAAGUGCAAUUAUUUUUUUCUAUACAAUUUUUAAAAACCUUUUUUUACAAAUAUACACAAAAUAAUGAAAACAAGAACCUUAAAAUGCAUUUAAAGCGUAAAAAGACAAUAAAAGACAAUGUGAAAACUUCUAAGACUUAUAAAUUUUCCUUACAACCAUAAUGAGUCAUUAAAUCGCAUACGCACACAACAAACACAUGCAACUAUAAAUUGUAAAAAAUGAUGUUUCAAAACAUGCCUAUUGUAGAUUUAAAACUAAAUAAAAUGCAUUUAUAUAAAUAUUUCGAACAAUUGCUCAAAUUAAAAAUAUAAAAACAAAACUUUUUGAUAAAAUGUUUUAUCUUUCGGAUCUUUAAUAUUUAGAAACGAAUUAUUCAAUCUCAUACAUGUUAUAUUACGGAAUAAAAUUAUAAAAAAUUCGCCAAUUACUGUACAAAGUUAGAAUUUACACUGCAAAAUUAACCUAACACGUACACAAUUCCACAUAAAUUCGAAUAAGGAUAUCAUUUAAAAAAGUAUAUAUAAUUAGAAGGGAACAGGAUCUAAAACAAUUUAAUGACUUAUUACUGUUAAAACGAAUACUAUGCCUUUUUUCCUUAAGAAGAUUUUAUCAAGAUUUUUAUAAAGUUCGCGCACUAUCAGUGUCAAUAAAAAACCACACAUAUUACACACGAAAAAACACAAUAACAUUCUCCGUUGUUUAGCAUGAUGAAUAUAUUUUAUAAUAUAUAUUUAUUGAAUUUUUAUAUCUUUUUAUUGUGCGAUACUUUUCAAAAGGAAUCAUAAGUUGUUUUCAACUUAUUGUUCCACUUUAAAAAAGAUCUAACGAGGAAACAAUCAAAAACAGAAGAGACUACAAGUUGUAUAGCACUAAUACGUGUUCUUUUUAUAGAAUAUAUAUAUAAAUUAUAUAUUUGAAUAGUAGCCAUUCCUUUUAAAUUCGUAUUACCUGUCUUUUCAAUUUGUAUCCGAAUCUAAUUUUGCUAAAUGAAUAAGAAUCAACUCACAAAGUAUGCCAGAUUUGAGAUUUUAACCCCUUCCAGUUGGUAUAGUUGCAGCUAAACAGUGUAGUAUGUCCAAUAAGCAAUAUUUUUCUCAGUUCUAAGACAAAAUAAUAAAAAAAAAAACGAAAGACGAACAGCCUAGCAUAUAUAUAUUACAGUUUAUGAUAAAUAGAAGAAACAACAGAAUGAAGCAAAACAUAUCGUCAAUUAAUAAACUUUCCGUAUUCCAUUUAAUAAUUUUAUAGGUAAAAGUUCAGUUCCACUUUACUGGUAGAUUUUAUAUAUAGUUUUCUGUUUUUAUCAGUUAUAAUUUUCCGCUUUGAGAUUAAUAUCAAUACAAUAUUAACAUUUUUUUUGCAGUAGUAAACCAUUAUGUUGAGAAGAUGCACAGCAUGAUUAUUUUUUUGUCUAGAAAUUCAAUUCAGUAGAUUAAAUUUUCUUUUAAUGCAUAAAUUUUAUAGGAAAUAGCACUAAAUAUAUAUAUAUAUUAUGAUAUGAUAAUUGCCUGCCAUAUAUUAGAGAAGUGAAUUUUUUAUGAAGAAGAUAAAACUUGGAAAAAGUAUUCUACUUUAUUUUUCCUUUUAUUAAUUUAUACGUAGUGAUGAUUUUCAGAGCUAAAAAGUCUUCAAUCGGAAUAUUUAAAUUGAAUUUAGAUAAUUUUUUUUUUUAAUUUCAAAAUUCAAAGUAUAUGAUAUGCAUUAAAACUAUUCAAAAAAAAAAACACAACAACAAUACAUGCAAAUUCAAAAGACAAACCCAAUUCUACACUUUCACGCAAAUUUUCUUUUUGUAGAAAUUUUGAAUUUAUGCAUAAAUGAUCAUCAUUUUUAUUUUAAAAUAAUAAUUUUAUAAUUUUUUUCUUUUCGGAAUUAAAAUUAUUAUUUCUACUUAUUUUUAUAUGAAUUAUAUGAUAAGGCAUGAUGAUAAAUAAUAUUAUUGAUAGAUAGUAAUGAUAAUGAUGACGUUGAUGAUAUUUAUGUAGUAAUGAAUGAAGAUGGAGAAAAAAUAUAAAAAAUGAAACAACUGAAUACAAAAAAGCAAUUAAGAGAAUUAUUUUAUAUAUUGAAAAAUAAAGAAGUAAUUAAGAACGAAAAACUAAA